This is a messenger RNA of Salvia hispanica, 684 nucleotides long. RefSeq lists its product as uncharacterized. The record is from RefSeq and is a predicted model, not a curated record. NCBI's taxonomy places the organism in Eukaryota, Viridiplantae, Streptophyta, Magnoliopsida, Lamiales, Lamiaceae.
CACAACAUAUCUGCAAUAUAUAUCAACAUAUACACACAAAUAUCAGUGAAAACACAGACAAAAAUGGAGAAGGCAGUGAGAAAUCUAGAAAAGAAAGAUUCAAGCUUGAUGUUCAGAGAGAUUUCACCGCCACACAAAUGGGAUCAAGAUUUGGAUUUUCAUUACCUGCGUUUGACUCUUCCCGGUUUUAUAUCAGCCGACAUCACUCUGCACAUGGACAAAUACGGUCAUCUAGUGGUGCGUGGGAGCCACAAUAUAACAGAACACAAGUACUUGAGUUUCGAGGAGACGUUCGAUGUUCCUGAUGGGGCCAACCUCGAGCUCGCCGAGGGAAUAUUCGAAGACGAACAAAUAUAUUGUGUGACCAUCCCCAAGAGCAACAAAUUAGGACAACAAGUCUCCGGCUCCGACUCCAAAAGGGUAAAAUUUGACGAUCACGAUCAGAACAAAUACAAGAAAAAUGACCUUAAUGAACGACCGCGUCCAUCCUCAGUUAUUGAGACACAAAAUUCUAUGAAGAAAAUUGCAUUUCUAAUUGCAAUAUUAGUUGCGAUAUAUGCUGCUUGGCUUAAUCGUUAACUUAGUUAAUGAUUGAGAAAAUAAUUAAACAAUUGUUUGUAUAAUGUUAAAUAAGCAUGUAAGUGCAUAAUGUUCGAUCUAUAAAACUGAUCAAUUGCAAAAUAA